This is a messenger RNA of Gasterosteus aculeatus aculeatus (three-spined stickleback), 3529 nucleotides long. NCBI's taxonomy places the organism in Eukaryota, Metazoa, Chordata, Actinopteri, Perciformes, Gasterosteidae. The record is from RefSeq and is a predicted model, not a curated record.
ACUGCAUGCUGGGACACGACGGCUCCUGGAGGGCUGCGUCCCUCGACCGCGUUCGGAGGAGCCGGCGGGACCGGGACCGGCACUGCGGAAGUGACGUAUGCGGUCGACGAACGCGUCCUUAAGCGCGCAGCCUACACAGCACACGGCUUAUAACUGCAGACACGAAGGUGGUUUAUUGAACCUCAUCAUUCGUUCAGAAUCUCAUUCAUGAAACGAGCAUUAGUUUUUAACGAUGUGCGCGAGUUAAUGUGUGAUGUGAUUGUGACUUUCAGUAGAACUAUUCGGGGAAGAAAGAAAUAUCUCAGUCCAGAUCUGUGUUAUCUUCUUUUUUAAUCAUCUUGUUUUUCUUCGUUCGUCUUCCUGCAAAAUAGGAUGACAUACAUUUAUUCGAAGACGUUAGUUUCCUGUUGACCUUCUUGGGGCUCUCUGGUUAACUGUUGCACACUCAGAGGAGCAGUGUGGAUGUGGCGGGUAGGCACCACACAGACACAAGAACAAACAGGCGUCAGUGCUUCGUCGCCUCUGUUACCGCGGCCGGCUGAUUGAGUGGCAGCCUUUUCCACAGAAAGGAGCAGCGGGUCGUCCCCAUGGCUGUCAAAGCGGGGCUCUUAUUGCUGCUGUGGGACCUCGCUUUGUUUCCCCAGGGCGUCACGUCUUCGCGCCACGUCACCUGCUCAACCGACUUCAAAGAUUCUCUGAACUGUUCCUGCUCGGUGCCGACGUUUUCCGGCUCCAUCACGGUCUCGUGCAGUAUAGAAGAAACUGUGGUUAACGGAAGCUGUGAAGUCAAACCACCUCAAUCCUGGUGCGUAAUGUACCCGGAGAAGCUGGAUGACGUUUUGUUCUUUGACACCGAGUGUACCGCCACGGCCGGUGCCCAGCGUGACCAGGAGACGGCCAGCGCGCCCACCCACUGGAUACUGGGUGAUGUGGUGAAACCGUCGUCUCCUGUGAAUGUUCGAGUGACAGACACCGGCGGGUCGUACAACAUCACCUGGGACCACGGCGCCAGCGACUGUCUCACAUACAUGGUCCGCAUAAGAGACAACAGGGACCCGUCCAAGAAUCCAGUUUAUUCCCUUAAAGUGACGGAGAAGAACGUUGCGCUCGACCACAACCGCCUGCAGCCACGCGUCAGCUACGUCGUAGACGUGCAGGCCAGGAUGUGUCCCGGGCAUCCCAACAGGGGCCCGUGGAGCGAGUGGAGUUCCACUGUGCGCUGGAGGACCGGAGGAGCGCGUGAAGGACUCGAUGGACUUUGGUGGUACGUCACCCUGUCCGUCGCUCUCGUCCUUGUUCUCCUGUUGUUCGGUUAUUUUAAGAAAACGUGGUGGCAGCAGAAACUCCAACGGAUUUUAUACAUCCCCAAGGCGGAGGUGUUUUUUCAGCCUCUCCACCUGGCUUAUGGAGGGAACUUCAAGGAGUGGGUGAAGCCUGUGUUCAGCGAGCACGAUUACCUGAAGGUCAACCCGCGCGCGCAGGCGGCAAGCGAGAAGCAGCGCGCCGUCCUUCAAUGGGACAAGCGGCGCUGCGGCGAGGACCACGUGGCGAGACCGGGCGGCCCCCCCCUCCAGCCGCAGCCUCACAGCAACCCGCUGCUGUUCUUCCAGGACGGGGGCAGCUCGCAGGGCGCCGGACGCUCCAGCGGGCACAUCUCCAUCCACACCGUGACUCUGUCCGGAGAGGAGGAGUUCGAGGAGGACCACGCGGGACGUCUGGAGGGGCCCCUCAGGCAAAGCGGCGCGUUACCGCAACACGAGAACCAAAUAUUGAACGACCGUUUGGUCGAAGGUAUGAACUUCCAUCCGGUCGAACCGGAGAGGGUGUCGCUGGACUCGUUCGUCUCCAACGAACUGUCAGAAGACGGCUACCCGCGGGUGGACUUGGACACUAUUGACAGCGGCUUCGGGGAGUGCGUCGUCCCCGGGGCCUCGGACUCGAACGCGGCGGACCAGAUGCACUCUGAUUCAUUUCAUGACCACAAAAGCUUGAGUUCUAACUACGUCAAGCAGUGGAUGGCGCGUGGCACCGUUCAAGAAGACCUCGGCAGCCCAGGGCCCGACACUCCGUGAAGCGCCGUGGUCGCCACGGCUGAUUGGCUGAUCUGUAUCGCGUUAAACUUGAAUUGUUUUAUUUGUGCAUGUUGUACUGUGUGUGUUGUCCGAUUUCCUUGUUUUUAAAACAUUUUUUUUUCUUUUAAAGAGAUUUGUUUGGAGAAAGAGAGACGGCGGUUCUUUGAGAUUGCAGUGCGCCAAAAUAGCAAUUACAUUUUUAUUGUUGAUGACGUGCAGAUUAGGCCACCAGUAAUUAGUUCCCUAUUAAAAUAACAGGUUGACAUUAGCUAAACCAGCAGAGUCAGUAAUCAGUCAUUUCAGCGUGGACGUGUGGAGAUGGUGUUUUUGGGGUUAUCUUUGUCACUGUAUGUACAGCUUCCUAUGAUUAAGGUCAUAAAUGAGUCAUUAGUCUGUACCGCGGCACCAGAAUGCUCGCUGCCUUAUCAAGAUGUCAGAUAAUGUCUCUUUUUCCGACUGGUGUUUUCUCAGUAACCUCUGCCACGUCCAUCCUGUUUUGACUUUGUCAGUGAGAAGAGCACGCUUUGAGGACAUUUUCACAAUUUGUACCCAUGAGAAAACAAUUCAAUCAGCCGAUGCCAAUCUGCUAUUAAUUAAUGAUAGAUUAAAGGUCUUGUGAAUGAAAUAAGUCAACAUAGAGCAGGAAGAGCAGGAAAUAGCCUUCACAUGUACGUCUCUGCACAGUGAAGGUUGAACAAGUGACGUAACUUAAAAGAAAACAACAGAAAUACAGCACUUUGGAGUUUUUAAAUAUAAUAGGCAGCACUCAGAAAGCUGAAAGCCUGAAGAGACUUUGUGCCUUUGACUAAAUGCAUACAACUUUAAAAAACUGCAGCUGUGAAUUUUUGGUUAUUUGGGGGUUUAUAGCAUAAUGGCAAUAAAGACAUUUCAGCUUGCAAGCUCAAUUCCUCUCUUAUAUAUCUUGUAUAUGUUACUGUUGUAUUGGGAGAUGAAGACCUCUUUUGAAAGAUUUCCAGGUUGCUCUGAAAGGGUCCAAAUCACCAGUGUCAGGUCCCCCGAUGGGAUGAGAGUCUCCCCAAGUAUUUGCCCACGAGGAUGGUGGCACAGACUUGAGAUCUGAUCCGGCUUUUACUUUGAGAAGAUGUUGCACAUUUAGUGAUUAAGUGAUUGCUUUAUUGUUGCCAUUGGAGUCCGACCUCCUUCGUCAUAGACUCCACUGCGCCCCCGGUUGCAAGUCUAUAUAGAAGAAGAAGAACUGUACGUCAGGCUUACUGUUGUUGUUCUGAUCCUUUGUUUAUUGCGUCAUCUGUAAAGCUCUUUGGGAUUUAUUCGUCUAGUGUUUACUGCGAAGAGAAUAUGACUUUUAAUUUAUUUCCUUUUAAAUGUAAACGUUUAAUUGGGUUUUCGUGUUGAUUGGGAUGUUCGCUUUUUCUCCCUAUUGUCUGUGUGCUGAGUAAAUGAAGACGGUUGACAGAAUAAAGGAAUAAACCAAUGAA